This is a messenger RNA of Psammomys obesus (fat sand rat), 2769 nucleotides long. RefSeq names its product calpain 12 (gene Capn12). Gene Ontology annotation, cellular component: cytoplasm. The transcript is spliced from 21 exons. Gene Ontology annotation, biological process: proteolysis. Gene Ontology annotation, molecular function: calcium ion binding; calcium-dependent cysteine-type endopeptidase activity. Bases 530 to 2695 code for a protein of 721 amino acids. NCBI's taxonomy places the organism in Eukaryota, Metazoa, Chordata, Mammalia, Rodentia, Muridae. The record is from RefSeq and is a predicted model, not a curated record.
UGAGGCAGAACUGGGCAUCUGAGGCCAGCCUGGGAAACUCAGUGAGACCAUGCCCCAAAAUAAGAAGCGAACAGUGGGCUAAAGACUCAGCAAUGCAGAGAGAUUCAACCCUCAGCACCAUCCCCCCAAAAACACAGCGACAGUGAGGCUGGGGUGGGGCUGCGGUGUGCCAACAGGUGCCAACAGGGAACAAGCAGGCAGAAGCACACGCCCACACUGACCUCCUUCCUGGCACCGCCAUAGCCACAGCCGGUCCUUCUAGGCCUGCCUACCUCCCUGUGGAGCUGCUGCUGGGUCAUUAAGCUGCUAAACUGGCCACAACUGAAGGCCCCACGCCCCAGGGAGGAAAACCACUGAAGAAGGCGUCCCUGCUCCCAGCACCCCAAACCAUCAAUUAACAUUAACAAGAGAGCAUGCUCCUGGCUGCCUAAAGACCCCCAGCGGGGCACAAAUGGAGCAGAGGCCCCUCCUCCCCCGUGACUCAGGAGGUUAAAGGGCUUGGGUCUCUCUGGGAGUCCAGAGUGUGCGGAUGGAGGGCGGCAGUGGCAGGAAGGUUACCAUCCAGCUGGUGGACGGCGAGGCCGGGGCUGGAGCUGGGGGCCCACAGCUCUUUAAAGGCCAGAGCUACGAAGCCAUCCGAGCGGCUUGCCUGGAUUCCGGGAUCCUGUUUCGUGACCCUUGUUUUCCUGCUGGUCCUGCUGCCCUCGGCUAUGACAAGCUGGGACCCGAUUCAGAGAAGGCCAAAGGGGUGGAAUGGAAGCGACCUCAUGAGUUUUGUGCUGAGCCGCAGUUCAUCUGUGAAGACAUGAGCAGAACAGACGUGUGCCAGGGAAGCUUGGGAAACUGCUGGCUUCUCGCCGCCGCCGCCUCCCUUACACUGUACCCCAGACUCUUGUACCGAGUGGUCCCCCCUGGACAAGGUUUCCAAGAUGGCUACGCGGGCGUCUUCCAUUUCCAGCUCUGGCAGUUUGGCCGCUGGGUGGAUGUGGUGGUGGAUGACAAACUCCCUGUGCGUGACGGGAAGCUGAUGUUCGUGCGCUCCGAACAAAGGAACGAAUUCUGGGCUCCUCUACUGGAAAAGGCCUAUGCCAAGCUCCACGGCUCCUACGAGGUGAUGCGUGGAGGCCACAUGAACGAGGCUUUCGUGGACUUCACGGGAGGUGUAGGUGAGGUCCUCUACCUGAGAAGAAACACCCCCGGCCUCUUUGCCGCCCUUCGCCAUGCGCUGGCCAAGGAGUCCCUUGUGGGUGCCACUGCCCUGAGCGAUCAGGGUGAGAUCCGCACGGACGAAGGGCUGGUGAAGGGACAUGCUUACUCCGUCACGGGCACGCACAAGAUGUCCCUGGGCUUCACCAAGGUGCGGCUGCUGCGGCUGAGGAACCCGUGGGGCCGUGUGGAGUGGUCGGGGCCCUGGAGUGACAGCUGCCCACGCUGGGACAUGCUCCCCGCCGAGUGGCGAGACGCCUUGCUUGUCAAAAAGGAGGAUGGCGAGUUCUGGAUGGAGCUUCAGGACUUCCUCACGCACUUCAACACAGUCCAGAUCUGCUCACUGAGCCCGGAGGUGUUGGGUCCCAGCCCUGCUGGCGGCGGCUGGUACAUCCACACGUUCCAGGGCCGCUGGGUGCGAGGCUUCAACUCCGGAGGGAGCCAGCCCAGCGCUGAAAACUUCUGGACCAACCCCCAGUUCCGGCUGACGCUGCUGGAGCCUGAUGAGGAAGAGGAUGAAGAUGACGAAGAGGGGCCCUGGGGAGGCUGGGGAGCAGCAGGGGCGCGGGGCCCAGCGCGGGGAGGCCGGGUCCCCAAGUGCACCGUCCUCCUGUCGCUCAUCCAGCGCAACCGCAGGUGUCUGAGGGCCAAGGGCCUCACUUACCUCACGGUGGGCUUCCACGUGUUCCAGAUUCCUGAGGAGCUGCUGGGCCUCUGGGACUCCCCGCGCAGCCGCGCGCUCUUGCCGGGACUGCUGCGCGCCGACCGCUCGGUUUUCUGCGCCCGCCGCGACGUGAGCCGCCGCUGCCGCCUGCCGCCCGGCCACUACCUGGUGGUACCCAGCGCCUCCCGCGUGGGCGACGAGGCCGACUUCACGCUGCGCAUCUUCUCGGAGCGCAGCCACACCGCAGUGGAGAUAGAUGACGUGAUCAGCGCCGACCUGGACGCCCUCCAGAUCCCCUACAAGCCCCUGCAGCUGGAGCUCGCACAGCUGUUUAUGGAGCUGGCUGGAGAGGAGGAGGAACUCGAUGCUCUUCAGCUGCAGACCUUAAUAAGCAUUGCUCUGGAGCCUGCUAGGGCCAACACCAGGAACCCUGGAGAAAUUGGGCUCAGGACCUGCGAGCAGCUUGUGCGGUGUUUUGGGCGUGGGCGAAGCCUGACCUUACACCACUUCCAGGAACUGUGGGGCCAUCUCCUGCUGUGGCAGGCCACAUUUGACAAGUUCGACGAAGACACCUCUGGGACCAUGAACUCGUGCGAGCUGAGGCUGGCACUGAACGCAGCAGGCUUCCACCUCAACAAUCAGCUGACCCAGUCCCUCACCAGCCGCUACCGGGACAGCUGGCUCCGCGUGGACUUUGAGCACUUCGUGUCCUGUGCAGCCCAGCUCACCUGCAUUUUCCGCCACUGCAGCCAACACCUGGAAGGUGGCGAGGGGGUCGUCUGCCUGACCCACAAACAGUGGUCGGAGGUGGCUACCUUCUCAUAGGUCAGGAGCCGAGGGAGGGAGGCCGCCCUGCUCCAGGCCUGGUCACCCUGCCUGGCACCAGCGGUGGAAGCUGA